CUGCCCACUGAGCCUCACUUCCGGUCACGUGAAGACCGCUUCGCCCAAUGAGAGGUAGUAGAAGGCGGAGGCGAGGGUUCCGUUUCAUCGCUAUGGCAACCGUCGUCCUGUGAAUCAACCAUCCUUCUCGUCUUCACUUAGGACGGGCAGCUCGUCAUGGCAGAGCUGGGUCUCAAUGAACACCACCAGAAUGAAGUAAUUAACUACAUGCGAUUUGCACGCUCUAAGCGUGGCCUGCGUCUCAAGACAGUGGACUCUUGUUUUCAGGAUCUUAAGGACAGCAGGCUUGUGGAAGAGACCUUCACAAUAGAUGAAGUGUCAGAUAUGCUGGAUGGCUUGCAGACUGUGGUACACAGUGAAGUUGAGUCAGAACUUAUUAAUACAGCAUACACAAAUGUGUUACUCCUGCGCCAGAUCUUUUCCCAAGCUGAGAAGUGGUAUCUUAAACUGCAGACUGACAUUUCUGAGCUGGAAAACAGGAAUUUAUUAGAACAAGUUGCAGAGUUUGAAAAGGCAGAAUUUGUAUCUUCAAAUAAGAAGCCCAAUCCUGAGCAGGUUAAACCUAAACUCACUCCACUGCAUGAGGGAGGAUCAGACUUGCUACACAAGGAAAUUGCAAGACUUCAAGAAGAAAAUGAGAAACUGAAGACUAGAUUAAAGACUGUAGAAGUGCAGGCUACGAGUGCAUUGGAUGAAAAAUCAAAGCUAGAGAGGGCUCUGCGGGAUCUACAGCUAGUUCAAGAAGAUCAAAAGAUUGACACAACUCAGGAUAUUAGUGAACUAGAAAAUACCGUAGCUGCUCUGAAGUGCCAGUUUGAAAAAACUUUGAAUGACAGUACUGCAAACCAAAAGUCCUUGGAAGAGAAUCUGGUGUCAACAAAGCAUGAGCUUCUUAAGGUUCAGGACCAACUAGCUAUGGCAGAAAAGGAAUUGGAAAAGAAGUUCCAACAAACAGCUGCCUACCGCAAUAUGAAAGAGAUUCUUACAAAGAAGAAUGAACAAAUAAAGGAGUUACGAAAGAAGCUUUCAAAUUAUGAGCCAGAUGACUAAGAUAUGAAGAGUAUUCUGUCAAAAAGCUGCCACAAAAGAAUUUUAAAUGGGAUCAGUUUUCCCAUGUAUUGCAACUUUGUUUUCUAAUGAGUUCAUUUCCUGUUUUAAAACUAUAUUUUAUUUUUAGAAAGCAGUUAUUGAGAAUUUAAAGAUAAGAAAGACGUAGUCUUGUUUCUCUGUUUAUGCCUUUUUGAAUAGUUACUUUGUGCACUGCUCCAAAACUUGCAAGUGGAAAGUGAUUACCUAGUUUUUCUGUAGAGAGUUUUAUUUUUUUAAGUGAAUGAUUAAAUGCUAAGGUGCAAAGAGUUAAUUCCAUGAGAUUUAAACAUGGGGGUUUUUUACAUUUACAGUAGCAGCAGCAGAGUCACCAAGCUGAUUCUGUACUAUAGUUCAUUAAUUUUUGUUAUCCAAUAUAAGCAUUAUUGGCUCAGUAAUUUUCAGUAGAAGAUCUGCAUUAAAAAAAGGGAAGUCUAUUUGCUGAGUAUAAGACGUAGAAAACUGUUUACUGGUUAAGUAACAUUAGUACUCAAAUCUUGAGUCUUACAUUUUGAAUUCAAUUUAAAAACUUUUUUUAAGUUACGAGGCUCAAAUUCCUAAUGUAGCCUGCUGCACAUCUUUCAUGGAUUUCACACAGCAAUUUACACACAAUCUCUGAUCAAGCCACCAUGAAAAGAAGAGGGAAUGCCCAGCGGCCAUUCUAGCUGGAUUCCUCCCAUAUGUUUUAGCAAUAUACAACAGCAUUCUAAAAGAUCAUAGAAUUAUGUGUUUUGUUCCAGGUUCACUAAGUGGGCUAUAAAGGUCAACUUUUCUGUAGGAUUUACUUAACUUUUUCUUUUUAUGGUAGUGAUGCCAUUACUUACGCCACACUUUCAGUGUACAUUUCUGUAUUCCAGCCUCUUUGGUUCUGUGUAUCUGCUAGUGUGUGUUAUUAUAUGUUUUGUCUAUUAUAUAUUGGCAUAUAUGUUUUAA
Molecule: messenger RNA, 2019 nt
Organism: Heteronotia binoei (common prickly gecko)
Lineage: Eukaryota; Metazoa; Chordata; Lepidosauria; Squamata; Gekkonidae
Gene: LZTFL1
Product: leucine zipper transcription factor like 1
Exons: 10
Coding region: 157-1050 (297 amino acids)
Biological process (GO): negative regulation of protein localization to cilium
Cellular component (GO): cytoplasm
Source: RefSeq, a predicted model, not a curated record